UUGGAAGCGGACAAACCAUUGAGUUUAGUUUUGAGAUUUUUUUGAGUAUUUAUUUGAUAUAGUAACUGUAACUGGUAUAGUUCUGGAAUAUGAGGAGUGUUGGGAUAUUUCUCUGCAUGGUAUUCAUCUCCUUCCCUGUCCAUGGAACGUAUCGACACGGCAAAAAUAGCUGCCAGUGCAAUGGGAAGGCGCUGUACUGUGUCAUGGAUGCCGGGGGGCUGCGCUGUGUGAAGUGCACAGGGAACACCGAGGGGCGGCACUGUGAGAGCUGCAAGGAGGGCUUCUACCACCAGGCGGCAGGCAAGAGCUGCAUCUCCUGCAACUGCAGCCCUACAGGUUCACUGGGUCCACGGUGUGACAGCGAGGGCCGCUGUAGCUGCAAAGCGGGCUUUACGGGGGAGAAGUGUGACCGCACGCCUCUCAAUUUAAAAUGUAGGGGACAGACUAACAGUCAGGACUGCUUGCCUUGCUUCUGUAAUGGACACUCAAGUGACUGUUCUAAAGCAGCUGGUUAUUCUGUCCAUAACAUCACCUCAUCAUUUCAAAAAGAUGAUGAGGGAUGGCAUGUCGCUACUGCCCAGGGUGUAACCCCACCGAGCGUUCAUUUCCGCUGGUCACAUACUCACGGAGACCUAGAGGCCAUCUCCAAGGACAUCUUGCCCAUCUAUUUCUAUGCCCCAUCCUCAUACCUGGGCAAUCAGAUCCUCAGCUAUGGCCAGAACCUGUCUUUCUCCCUCCGCCUGGACAGAGGGACCCGCCGUCCCUCCGUGUCCGAUGUGGUGCUGCAGGGGGCGGGACUUCAAGUGUCUGCCUCUCUGGGUGAUCUGAGGACGGUGGUGGCCUGUGCCAAAAAAAUCUCCUACACUUUCAGACUGGAUGAGAAGCCUGGCAGCAAAUGGCAGCCUGAACUGUCAUCCCUCCAGUUCCAGAAACUCUUGAGCAACUUAACUGCCAUCAUGAUCAGGGGGACGUUUGGGGAAAAUGGACGUGGUUAUUUGGACAAUGUGAGCCUUGUGUCUGCUCGUAAGGGCACUGGCACCCCCGCAGACUGGGUUGAGAAGUGCAGCUGCCCCACAGGGUAUGAAGGCCAAUUCUGUGAGCGCUGUGCCCCAGGGUACAAGAGACAUUCCUCUGACAGCAGCCCACUCGGCUCUUGUGUGCCCUGUGCCUGCCAGGCAGGAACCUGCGACCCAGAGACUGGAGAGUGUUACUCAUCUGAUGACGAUUCCCUUGGGCAGUCCUGCCCGACUGGCUCCUACAACAACCCACAGAGGCCCAAUACCUGCCUACCAUGCUCUUGUCCUGGUGGCAGCGGGUGCUCGGUGAUGUCUGGGACACUGCAAGUGAAGUGUGACCGCUGCCCACUGGGGACCUCAGGUUCUCGUUGCCAUGUCUGUGCUAAUGGUUUUUAUGGUGAUCCCCUUGGCGAGAGAGGCAUUGUGAGACCAUGCCAGCCCUGCCAGUGUAAUGGCCACGUGGACCUCCGCUUGGUGGGGAGCUGUCACAGCACCACAGGGGAGUGUUUGAGGUGCCAGAACAAAACCAGCGGCCCCUCCUGCGAAAACUGCCUGCCAGGCUUCUACCACAGCAACCCCAGAGAUGCGUGCAAAGCCUGUGCCUGUGAUCCCAUGGGCUCCUUUGCUCAGGACUGCAGCGAUGCCGGCCAGUGUGACUGCAGGCCCGGUUAUGAAGGCCUCAGGUGCCAUCAAUCCUCAUGCCCAUCCUGCUUUGACCCGCUCAAGAGCAAGAUAGAUAACUAUGCUGGUAAAGUCCGUGAGAUUGAGGCCCUGUUCAAUGAGAUUGCAAGCGGCAAGGUGCCUGUGAAUGAUGCUCAGAUGGAGAGAAGCGUCCGUGCAUUAGAGGACGUGGUGGCAGACAUGCAGAGGAAAGCAGAGAAACUCUCAGAGAUGGAGAGGAGUCUUGAGGUGAGGCUAAAUAAAGUCAGUGGGACCCAGCUGGGAGAGGACAGAGAUAUUCAGUCUUUGGCUGAAACCAUGGACAACAUCAAACUACAGGAGCAGCAGUACAAGAGACAAGUUUCUGCCAUUCAGCAACUAGUUCAGAGUGCAAAGCUAAAACUACAGCAAGCCAAACAGGAGCUUAGGCAAGCAGAGUUCCCCUCAGGUGAUGCUGCUGUGGGUUCAGACUCUUUGACUGGAUUAGUCCAGAAGGCCACUACGCUGGCAGAGAAGCACCAGGGGAGAGCAGAUUUCAUUGAAAAGACUGCCAACAGUGCCCUGUCUGAUGCAGAGAAAGCCUUGAACCUGAUGCGAACCGCUAUGACAGGAGAGAACAAAGUGAAGGAACAGAUUGUCAACCUCAAGGCUCUAUAUGAGAAGAAGGGCUCUGAGGUGAAGGCUAUGCAGAACGAGGCGUCCGGCCUGAUUACUACGGCGACAGGGGAGAGCGACAUUGCAGCCAACACUCUGAAGCAGAUCUCCUCUCUGGUGCUCCCACAGCCUCCCACGGAGGACAUGGCUACGCUGGUAGGCAGUCUAAACAGCCUGAAGAAGUGGAUGGAGGGGAACCUGACCGCAUACCAGGAGCUGCAGAAGGAUGUUGACGCUGACCAGAGCGAAGCUGAGAGCCUCUUGGCCCAGGCCAAGGCCGCCCAGCAGAAAUAUGACAAGUUGCUUGGGAGGGCAGAUGCUGCCAAAGCUGUGGCCGACCUGGCUCUGAAAGGCAUCAACGACAACAUGAGUGGAGUGGAGGACGCCCUGGAGACGCUACGAGGCUUUGAUGACAAAAUCAGUGAGAACAAAGCACUGGCAGAGGACGCCAUCUCUAAGCUGCCUGGUAUCAAUGGCACCAUCAGAAACGCAGUUACCACUAAUGCCCAGACAAUGUCAGUCCUGGACAGUGUGGACACACCGUACAAUGGAGCCUUGGGUACCAUCAGCACACUGGGGGAAAUAGUGACCCGUCUGGAGGGAAUGCCUGAUGUGGUCACUCUGUCCACGGAGCUGGAGAGGAACGCUGGUGUCCUCAGAGGGGAUGUGGAUGGCCUUCAGGACCGGGCGGACGAUGUGCUGAACGCAAUCAAAGAGGAGACAAAAAUAGCAGAGGCCCAGAAGGACACAGUACUACAGGUUGCAGAAGAUGCCACAACUGCCUUAGGCAAUGCAGAGGGCACCAGAACUGCUGUUGGGGAGACGCUCAAGACGGUCACUGACCUUCUAAAUGCUUUUGGCUCCACAAGUGGACCUGUGGAUCUGAACAAGGUGAAUGAGCUCCAGGCAGCCGUCAACACUGCUACCACCCGUGUGGCCGGGGAGCUUCUGCCCCGGCUGAAGGAGCUGGAGGACAUUGAUGCGCGGCAGAAGACCGCCCUCUCAAACUUGAGCGCAAACAUUGACGCCAUCAUGGCCGACAUCGAGAACCUGGAGGACAUCCGUGCCAGGAUCCCCAAUGGCUGCUUCAAUGCGCCGCCCAUCGAGAGGCCCUGAGGAUCGACAAUCCCAUUCUCGUUAUGGAGAGGCUUUUGGGAAUGUCCACCUGCUGCUUCAGCAUGUUACAAACGCCUGGAGAUGGCAGAAUUAUGCACUAUAUUUUCAUUUUCUUUCAUACACUUGUAAUGUUUUUUUGUUUAACUUCUGUUGCUUCAUCGUGAAAGUCUGUGGAUGUGUAGUGUGUGUGUGUGUGUGUGUGUGUGUGUGUGUGUGUAUGAGUGUGUGUUAAGUCUGAGCUCCAAAUUCAGUGCCAUGUCGUAGGAAGGCCGACUGUGAAGUUCUGUGAAAUGUGCCUUAUCUAAAAUGACCAUCUUCACCUAAAACCAAAUCAUUUUUAAUCACUGUUGGGACAAACAGAACUCUCGUGUUGCCACUGUUGUUUCGCGAAACCACUCAGUAUUUAUUUUGCAUAUCAUUAAAGUAUGGACUUAUGGGAGAA
Alosa alosa (allis shad) is the source of this 3888-nucleotide messenger RNA. RefSeq names its product laminin, gamma 2 (gene lamc2). The record is from RefSeq and is a predicted model, not a curated record. Gene Ontology annotation, molecular function: extracellular matrix structural constituent. The transcript is spliced from 22 exons. The coding region runs from base 90 to 3446 and encodes 1118 amino acids. Lineage: Eukaryota; Metazoa; Chordata; Actinopteri; Clupeiformes; Clupeidae.